AUGUCUGGAUUUCGCCACCGCCGCCAUCGGAUGGCCAACCCGCCCCGAAAUGGCCGUGCGUUAUGGGGCGCACUCAAGAGGAACUUACCAGCAUAUGUUGGACGACGAAGACGCCACGCACGACGACUACUGAAACCUCGUUAUUUUAUCGACCCGGAAGCUCCAGCCAAGAGGAUGUGGGACUUGCUGCUCACUUUUCUCGUGCUGUACACCACACUGGUGGUGCCAUUUCGCGUGUGCUUCCAGGUCGAAGCAGUAGACGGCUUUGCAGUCAUCGAAGCGAUGAUGGACGUAGCGUUCUUCGUCGACAUCGUCUUUAACUUCAUCACCGGUCUCCAAUUACCGUCCGGAGAAGUUGCCUACAGCUUCAAAAUUAUCGUCAAGGCGUAUCUGCGUGGCUGGUUCACUGUUGACUUCUUCUCGACGCUCCCGUUCGAGUCGCUUGCCAAGCUGUUCGGGGUUGGGAACAACGCACAUGCUGCGCUUCUAUCGGCAAAGCUACUGCGUGGUCUUAAAGUACUUCGAUUGUUCAAGCUCGCACGGAUACGCCGACUGGGCAAAGUGUUCGCUAACCUCGAAGACGCAGUCUACACGAACCAGAGUCUCAUUUCGCUCGCCAAACUAGCUCUCACUAUGCUCUUCAUCGCCCAUCUCGUGGCUUGUUUGUGGUACGCUGUGGGGAGAACCGACUCGGGCGAAUCCUGGCUGAUCAGUAUUUCGCUUGACCCAGCGGGUGUUGUGACUGAUACCGACUCGCUGCAGUAUGUCAGGUCCAUGUAUUGGGCUAUCGUCACUAUGACGACGAUCGGAUAUGGAGAUAUUGUGGCACAUAGCAACAAUGAAAGAUUGCUGAAUAUCGCUGUCAUGGCGGUGGGGGUGUCCUUCUUUGGGUAUGUUAUUGGCACAAUCUCGACCUUGGUGACGAACUUGGACGUAGCUGCUGCUCGGUAUGAUGAACGGAUGACGGUUGUCAAGGAAUAUAUCAUCUCACGUCGCAUGCCCAAGUACAUUGGCAACAAGAUCCGCCACCAUUUCGAGUAUUUCUACCAGAAUCGCUCAGUUUUUAAGGAGCGUCGGAUUCUUAAACGACUCCCGUCUGCGCUUCGGAAUGAAAUGAUCCACCACGUGCACUCCAAAAUCGUUUCGAGUAUCAAAUACUUUGUUCACUGUCCUGAGAGUUUAAUUAGCGACAUCGUCAUGGCCAUGCGUCCGUUUGCUGUGCUUAAGGACGAGUAUAUUUACGUCGAGCACGAGAUCGCGGCGCAUGUAUUUUUCAUCAUAAAGGGCAAGGUCCAGCUGGUCAAGACAGUCAGACGCGGCAAGGAAGACACCCGUCUUGCCACUCUGAGUGUGGGCGAUCACUUUGGCGAGCUCGAAGUGUACGACCAUGACCAUGGCAACGGAGUGCGUAUCUGUUCAGCUGUGGCAAAGUCCUAUAGUGAGCUCACUUUUCUCUCUCGGGAAGCUAUUCAGAAGAUCAGUGUCAGCUGGCCCGAAGUUAUUAAACAUUUCCGUGAAACUGCAGCGACGAUCGCCAGCAGCAUGUGGCGACGUGUGGAUCCUUCAGUGUUCGACACAUCCCUCAAGCCCGUCCCGCUCGUUCCUGUGUACCACAAAAGUGUCGAUAUCACGGAUGUGGUGGCCAAGACUUCGAUCAUGAACAGCAAAGUUCGACCCGCUCGCAUCGCCCCCUUGAUGCCUUCGAAUGUAAUCGACACGUCGUUGUCAAGACCCCAGACAAUACUGGAAGAGAGUGGCGAAAGUGGAGAUCAGCACAACCAUGCGUGGCUUGCCUCUCCUGAACCAUGCGACCCGCCUUCGAUCCACGCUGUACAUCCGCUUACAAGGCCGUUUACCUCAAUCGCCCAAGGUCGUAAAGCCACACUAGAGGCACUUCCUGGCUCUCCGUCGACUAGAUCAAACAUCAGAGCUAAGGGAGUGACGUUCGAUAGAUUAGACGCUUUGGAUCCCAACGACGACCAAACUGAAGACCAAGAUCACGACUCUGAGCACUGCGAGGAAGGCCCCCAACCGGAUGAUACUCCACAUGAGGGACGCGCAUCCCUGGCUGGAGCGAGUAACGAGAGCGAGCUCCACGAUAUGAUUGUCAAGAUCCGAGACUCGCCACAUGAACCUACCAAACGGAAUCUCAAGUCGGAGCGUGUGAUGCUUAGAGGAACCUACUUGUUUCAUCCGCAAGAGCCCUCAAUCGUGUUUUGGCAGUUCUUUGUCGGCAUCGGCAUUGUGUAUUCGAUCAUCGUCGUGCCGUUUCGAUUGGGGUAUGACGUCGACGCCGUCGGUGGUUGGUAUGUGCUUGAGAUGAUCAUCGAUGGCUUCUUUCUCGUGGACAUACUACUGAAUUUCCGUACCGCCUACUUUGAUGACGAACGAAAACUCAUUUACGACCCUCGCACCCUUUUUUGGAGAUACGCUAAAGGUUGGUUCCUUCUCGAUCUCAUCUCCACUGUUCCUAUCGACGAGCUAUUCCAAGCUGUGGUGGGUACUUCUAACCAGACAGUCCGGCUGUUCCCUACAAAGCUCCUGAGACUCUUUCGAAUCGCUCGACUACUCAAACUCACUCGGUUAAUUAAGCUCAGUCGUGUCUUUGGUCGUAUUCGAGAUACCGUUCAGUUGAGUCCAUCGACAGAACGGCUUUUUAAAUUAUUGGCAAUCAUGUCGAUCUUUUGUCAUUGGAGCGCGUGUAUGUUUCACAGCGUCAUGAUGAUUAGCGAGUCUGCGGGUUAUCACAGUUGGUGCGUCGACGCUUUCUUCCCGAACGAACCUCAACUUAUCGAGUGCGUCGAGCUGGUUCCUGUUGGUGAUCGAUACAUCGCAGCUCUCUACUGGGCGUUCACCACACUUACAACCGUGGGUUAUGGAGAUGUCAAGCCCAGUCUCCAUUCGCCGUAUGAAUUGGUCGUGGUGAUCAUCCUCGUGGUGGUAAAUGCCACUGUUUUUGGUUACAUUAUCUCGUCGGUGAUGACACUUAUCCAGAAUUUAGACCCAAGUGACCGUGAGUACCGAUUGCUGAUGACCGAGAUGAAAGAUUACCUGCGAGAUUCUUCAGUUAGCGAGCGUCUGUGUACCAACGUCAAGAUGCACUACCAACACCACAUUGCGUGCACGAGUCUCUUCCCCGAGCAAAAGUUAUUCGACAAGAUGGCUCCGAGUUUGCGCUUUGAUGUUGCUCGUCUUGUUGCCGUGGAGAAUUUAUUUUCAAUCCCGCUGGUCACGGUCAUGGAGGACUCGUUCAAAGGCUUCGUGUCGUACGCACUCUUCCUCAUGAAGCCCGUUUGCAUUCAGCGAGGCGAGACAGUGUGUCGUUGCGGCAGUCCAGGCACCGAGACGUUCUUUCUCGUCGAGGGCGAGUGUGAUCUCUUCAACUCCAAGACAAAUGUUGGUCGUAUUAUCAGAGAGAACUCGGUCUUCGAGCAGUACGCCUUGAUGGCGCAACACCAAGAGCUCUAUCGAACGGUCUCGACUGCGACGGCUCUUACGGGCAAGUGCAUCCUGUACUCGCUCACUCUACAGGACUUCAAGGCUCUGGAAAACGUCUCACCAGCAGUAAGCACGUACUUUGUGAGUCAGCUGGCGUCCGUACUAGUCGCCGACGAGAUGUACUCGCUACUGCCACACCAAAAGACCAACGUUCAGCUCGCAUUGCUGCGUGGUCAAAACUUCCGAUCCGUGGCAGAGCAGACUCGCGGCAGAGUGAAGCUCAAGGAUCUCGGUCGAGUGGCCAUGGCGAAUCUCUACAAGCGACGAGGUAGCGAGAGCGAGCGAGUGGGGCUACAGUGGCAAGUGCUGUGA
Phytophthora infestans T30-4 is the source of this 3810-nucleotide messenger RNA. RefSeq names its product Voltage-gated Ion Channel (VIC) Superfamily. The coding region runs from base 1 to 3810 and encodes 1269 amino acids. NCBI's taxonomy places the organism in Eukaryota, Oomycota, Peronosporomycetes, Peronosporales, Peronosporaceae. Gene Ontology annotation, biological process: potassium ion transport; transmembrane transport. The transcript is spliced from 13 exons. Gene Ontology annotation, molecular function: voltage-gated potassium channel activity. The record is from RefSeq and is a predicted model, not a curated record. Gene Ontology annotation, cellular component: membrane.